UGCGUCAGUUAAAUGAGUUAAAUGAGUUAUCGCAGGAGUAAUUGCAUUCUGACAUCAGUGAUGUCAAUUACUAAUCAUGAUUAGACUGAUAGGACCUGGGUUCGUUCCCCUGCAUCUCCACACGCUUUGAUGUGGCGACGCGGUUAAGAUGCUUGCACAUGCACAAGGACCAUGCACAUGGUCCAGGGUUCGAUCCUCGGCCGACGCCGCACUCCUUUACCUCGCUAAGCCAGAAAUAAUGCUGGUGAAGAGAAAAGGUUGUGCAUGACGCUAGCGACCACAUCCCGUAAAACUAAACACUGCUACAAAAACUUCAAGCCGCUAGAUUGGGGCCCUAUGUUCCACUGGAAACGUCAAGGAAAUAAAAAAAUAGACUGACAGAAUAAAACUAUUCAGAAAGUGGUGUGAACAUGGGCAGUAAUUUUGCUCGAAAUAUUACUAAUAACAAAACUUAUCAUUGUAUGUAAACUAUUGAAACAUAAUUAUACUUUAUUUGAUUUACUCCACAAUGUUCAAAUUUUCACUGAUAAAAAUGAAUAGACUGCUUUCGCGUACACCUUGUAGAUAGCUAAGAUUAACAUCACAGUGAAAAACACAACAUUGAUUGAGGCAGAAAUUCUUGUUUGUCCAAUGACUGUUUAUCUUAAACGUAGUUUAGAGCGGAGCAAGUGGCCUAAUUCUGCUUUCUCAUUUACAUUGAUAAUGAUGAGACAUAAUGUAGAUUCGUUGCUCAACUCGUCCCUCUGUGUAGUACGUGAUAGGAUUUAUCUUCAUUCUCGAGAACACUGAACCAGUUUGAGAUGGAUCACAAGAAGUACACAAAACAAGGAGAUAUUUAAUACAGUUAAGCAAACAAUAUUGUUUGUUUCCAAUUAGAUCUCAUCAGGCUUAACUCUAAUAUACAUAAGUUUACAAAUAAAAUUCAAAUAUAAACCAAUCAUGGUGUUUUGUCUAUAGGAUAAUACGAUGGUGAAUAUAAAAUUGUGCAGUUAGUCAUAAUAGUGGUAAUGAUAAUAUCAUUAAUAGUAAUAAUAAUAAUAGUGGUCUUGUCAAUAAUAAGGAUGAAAAAAUGAGGCAAUCUGUGAUAACAUGAAUAAUGAAAAACAGUAUGAUUAAACAAACAAUUGUUCAGGUGGAAGUAGUCGAUAAAGGCUAGUAAAAACAAAUGAACCGAUUACGUAAUGUUCGAUUGUAGGGGAAGGAAAUGAAACACGUUUAUAAUGAAUAAAAGAUAAGAUUAAGGGAUGAUAAGAAAGGGGUUGGAAAUAUAAAUAAAGGGUGGUGUAGAAGUCUUUCGUUGGUUAUGUCUUACUCACUAACGUACCGCUUUUGGAAACAGUGGAUUAUAUUUGUCAAGAAAUCACUGAUAGGCAAUUAGACUUAGGAAUUCCCUUGUGUAGCCUCAAAGAAUUACUUCUUAAAUGCACAAUGAAUGUUCACUUCGUCUUCAAUAAUUCAUACUAUCGACAAGUAGAUGGAAUAGCUAUGGGUUCACCAUUAGGCCCAAUAUUAGCUGACUUCUUUCUCGCAAAACUUGAAAACGGAAAAUUGAAGGAUACCAUCAAGGAGUUGGAUAUGUAUUACCGAUAUGUCGAUGAUACAUUUAUCUUAGCUGAUGAGAAGUUUAACAUAGACGAGUUGCUACUUAAAUUCAACAACAUCCACCCUUCGCUUACCUUUACUUGUGAAGAGGAGCAGGAGAAUAAACUACAUUUCCUGGAUGUUUUGCUAAGUAGGAGAGAAGAUGGGUCACUUGGGAGAAGAGUGUACGGAAAAAGCACAUUCACAGGGCAAUACACACACUUCCGUAGUUACGUGCCCAUUAAAUAUAAAAGGAAUCUUGUAAAAUGUCUCGCGAGCAGAGCAAGGAAGAUAUGUACGGAGGACCUCUUACAAAAGGAGUUUGAAUAUAUUCACGAUUCCUUGACGGAGAUGGGUUAUCCGAGUAGUUUCAUAAAGAAACAUAUGAAACCAUCAGAGAAGAAACCUGUGACUCUGACUGCACAUAAGAAACCUCUAUUUAUUAAGUUACAAUUUAAUGGGAACUUAUCUAGUGAGAUUCUAUUCCAAAGACUUUCAAGGAACAUACGUAGAACAUUUUACGCAGCAUACCUAUGCUUGUCAUUCUCUAGCCGACGAAUGAUUGGGACGCAAACGAAGGAUAAGCUUGAUAGUUUUGCCACAUCUAUGUGUAUUUGUCAAUUCAACUGCACCUGUGGUGACAGUUAUAUUGGGCGUACUACUAGACAGCUUAGCCAACGUGUUAGUGAACAUCUCCCAUCGUGGUUUGGCAAAGGACAGACAAAAACAAUCCGUAGCUCAAUUCUGUCACAUCUAAUUGAUAGUGGUCAUGUAGUCGAUAAAACGAAAGCCUUCAAAGUAAUUCAUCGUAUCCCUCCGAAUCUUUCUAAUAGACUUCGUAUUCGUCUACUGCACACAGCUGAGGCGAUAGGCAUUCGAUCUAUUAAACCUAAGCUAUGCAUUCAAAAGAAGUUCGUGCAGACAUUAUCCCUUCCAUGGCCCAAUAAGACAUAACCAACGAAAGACUUCUACACCACCCUUUAUUUAUAUUUCCAACCCCUUUCUUAUCAUCCCUUAAUCUUAUCUUUUAUUCAUUAUAAACGUGUUUCAUUUCCUUCCCCUACAAUCGAACAUUACGUAAU
Trichobilharzia regenti is the source of this 2663-nucleotide messenger RNA. Lineage: Eukaryota; Metazoa; Platyhelminthes; Trematoda; Strigeidida; Schistosomatidae. The record is from the annotation of a GenBank genome assembly.